AUGGACCAGUCCAACGCUCUUAGGCGCCUGAACAAGGAACUGAGGGACAUUACCAAGGACCCCCCUCCCCUGUGCUCGGCAGGGCCGGUGGGUGAAGACAUAUUCAUUUGGAAGGGCGCCAUCACGGGCCCAAACGACAGUCCGUACGAGGGAGGGGUCUUUUCUCUAAGCAUUCGCUUCCCAUGCGAUUACCCUUUCAGACCCCCACGCAUUACCUUCACCACCCCAAUUUACCACCCCAACAUCAGCAGACGAGGGUUUAUCUGUCUGGACAUCCUCAAGUCCCAGUGGUCCCCUGCACUCUCCAUAUCCAAAGUCCUGAUAUCUAUAAGCUCCAUGCUGUGCGACCCCAACCCUGAUGACCCCUUGGUCCCAUCCAUUGCAAGAACCUACUUAACGGAUAGGGACGCCUAUAAUGCCAUGGCCCGAACUUGGACCAGGAAAUAUGCGAUGUGA
Pteronotus mesoamericanus is the source of this 456-nucleotide messenger RNA. Its product is annotated as ubiquitin-conjugating enzyme E2 D3-like. The record is from RefSeq and is a predicted model, not a curated record. Lineage: Eukaryota; Metazoa; Chordata; Mammalia; Chiroptera; Mormoopidae. Bases 1 to 456 code for a protein of 151 amino acids. Gene Ontology annotation, biological process: protein polyubiquitination. The transcript has a single exon. Gene Ontology annotation, cellular component: nucleus. Gene Ontology annotation, molecular function: ubiquitin conjugating enzyme activity.